Molecule: messenger RNA, 2849 nt
Organism: Solanum tuberosum (potato)
Lineage: Eukaryota; Viridiplantae; Streptophyta; Magnoliopsida; Solanales; Solanaceae
Product: pentatricopeptide repeat-containing protein At1g80150, mitochondrial
Exons: 4
Coding region: 525-1742 (405 amino acids)
Molecular function (GO): protein binding
Source: RefSeq, a predicted model, not a curated record
UACCACCAGCUUCGCUUCAUAGUUGCUGGGUGGAUUUUACAGAGACACUCACUGAAGAAUUUUCAUAUUUCUUCGUUUGCUUCUGGUAAUUCUUUUGAUAUUUAGAAUAAAAAUCGAAUCUUUGAAAUGCCACAUUUGUAAUAUUUUCAUAUGAUUCAGACCCAUAUUGUUCAUUUCAUGUUUGUACUCGUAUGAAUGAGUAAAUGCGAUUUAAUGGGUUGUUAAGAAACCAAAAACAUAUCUGGGUUUUGUUUAGUUUCCGUGGGUCUUGAGGGGUUUUCAUUGUAUUUGAUUGAAUCCACGAUUUGUUUGUUUCUUGAUUGAGCUAGUUUUUUUGAUCAAUUUGAACAUAGUAACUGCUGUUUUUGAUGUGUUAAUGCUUCUGGGAUUCGUGAUUCUUGAAAAGGGUAUUCAAUAUUAGUGGUAUUUGAGGUAUUGCGUAGUAUGUAUUGAAGUGGAGAUUAGUGGAUAGGCAAUAUUUUGUUUGGUGUAUAUGUUUGAAACUGAGGGGAGAGCAUCAGAAUAUGCUCACUCUGCGCCUGGUUCGCAGAUUUGGAACUAGGAGUCGCCUUGCUGCUGUCUCGGGUGCUGGUAAUACUUCUAAAAAAACUUUAGUUUCUAAGAGGAAGAGUGUAAAAGUAGAUGAACCAGCACUUUUUAGGCUAAAAAAGGAAAAGAACCCUGAGAAGUUGUUUCAGUUAUUUAAGGAGAAUGCUCAUAAUAAGAUUGUCAUUGAGAAUCGCUAUGCGUUUGAAGAUACAGUUUCUCGGUUAGCAGGUGCGGGCAGGUUUGAUUACAUUGAAAAUCUGCUUGAGCAUCAGAAGACACUGCCACAAGGUCGCCGUGAAGGUUUCAUUAUUCGAAUUAUAAUGCUCUACGGGAAGGCUGGGAUGAUACAGAAUGCUAUGAAGACCUUCUAUGAGAUGCAUUUAUAUGGAUGUCCACGAACUGUUAAGUCAUUCAAUGCUGCACUCAAGGUUUUGACCCAAUCUCAUGAUAUGGAGGCCAUUGAGUCCUUUCUGUGGGAUGUUCCUGAAAGGUUCUCCAUCAAUAUAGAUAUACUUUCAGUUAAUACAGUCAUUAGCUCAUUUUGCUCAAUGGGUAUCUUGGAGAAGGCUUAUUUGUUCAUGGUUGAGAUGGAAAAGUUAGGUAUAUCACCUGAUGUUUUUACAUAUACGAUACUUAUAUCUGCCUUCUAUAAAGUUAACCGAUGGCAGAUUGCCGAUGGAUUGUGGAACCUCAUGGUCCGUAAAGGUUGUAUGCCUAAUGUUGCUACCUUUAAUGUUAGAAUUCAAUUCAUGGUAAAUAUGAGGUUUGCUUGGGAAGCUAAUAAAUUGUUGCAGUUGAUGAAACGUAUUGGGAUAACUCCUGAUGAGGUUACAUACAAUUUAGUGAUCAAAGGCUUUUUCCUAGUAGAGAAUCUUCAGAUGGCAAAAAGAAUCUACUCUGCUUUCCAUGGUGCGGGCUUCAAGCCAAAUUCUAGAAUCUAUCAAACAAUGAUUCAUUACCUGUGUAGAGCAGGUGAUUUUGAUUUGGCAUAUUCAAUGUGUAAAGAAAGCAUGAAAAAUAAUUGGUUCCCAAGUUCGGAUAUUAUUAAAAAUAUCCUUGAAGGGCUGUGCAAGGAUGGAACAGAGGAAAAGAUGGGAAACGCUCGAUUUUUAGUCAUCCUGGCUAAGAAAAAGAUACCCCCUUUCUCAACAGAAACUUUGAACGUGAUGCGGUCAAUAAUAGAUCGUAGUUAAAAGUACAAAAACAUUUAUUUCUGCUCAAUGGUUUAGCUGAUUUUGCAGCACCUCCAUAAUCCACAAAGCUCCAUUUUCUUUUUGGUGAAGCAGAAGUGAUGAAUUAUUACUUCAAUGGAUUAUGAGCCUCCACAUAAUUUGUAAUUUCUCCAGAAAUAAGAUUUUACUCUUUCAGGGAAGUCCAAUGGGGACUGAAGGAUGUUUGGAAGUACAAUGGCAACCUAAUUUAAAUGGACAGUAUUCCAGUGUUUCAUUUGCCACACCAAAGUAUAUACUUCCACGAUGGGAUCAUAUUGCUUUUCAGUUUGAGCUGGUUGCUUAAAGGAGCUUCGGUAGAACAGAAGAGGAGGGCAACCUUAAAAUCUUUUCAGCUGUAUAACUACCAUGUGCAUAACUAUGGAAGGACAUCCCGUUACCAGUGAGAAGCACUUUAAAGGCAAUUACAACAGAUACACGUCUGUUGCUCGCGAAGCUGGAGCUGCAAUCUAGGAUUUAGCCACCAUCCAGACCGAGUUGAGUACUUUCAGGGAUUAUGAUCAGGCAUUUGUGAAGCUGACAGCAUCGGAGUAUUGAACCAGCAGCUUCCUUACAUAUUGAUGAACACGAAAGGGACUGAUUCAUGAAGGAGUAGGGCGCUGACAGAUGAUGCCCUAUCGUACUCAUUUCAGUCUGCUAUCAAUCCCUUUGAUCAAACAAACAAAACCAGUUAAGUGAUGCUUCUCUAUGGCUGUACUCGACCUGCACUGUGUAUAGUUUCUGGAACAUGGCCUUCGUCUUCUCUGUUGGUUUUUGAAGUAACAGAUGACAUUUUCAGCUCAAUGUGCAACUGCCAGUGCCUUAACAUCGUUGGUUCAGCAUCAUAGUGACCCACAUAUUCCCCUCUCUCGGAUACAUCUCUAUCCCCUCUCGGAUACAUUCCUAUCCCCUCUUAGAUACAUCCCUCCCCUCUCGGAUACAUGCGUGAUCUAUGUAUCUGUAGAUUUUCUGAUGUAUCUGACAUCCUAUAAUUUUAAGGAACUUUUGUAAUUUGGAAAAGAAUAGAGAUAGGAUGUAACUAACUCUUAACACUAUGUGAUUUAUGUAAUUUUUAUGAAUUAAAGGUAGUAC